Molecule: messenger RNA, 3563 nt
Organism: Scleropages formosus (Asian bonytongue)
Lineage: Eukaryota; Metazoa; Chordata; Actinopteri; Osteoglossiformes; Osteoglossidae
Product: zinc finger protein 648-like
Exons: 2
Coding region: 402-1577 (391 amino acids)
Biological process (GO): regulation of transcription by RNA polymerase II
Cellular component (GO): nucleus
Molecular function (GO): DNA-binding transcription factor activity, RNA polymerase II-specific; RNA polymerase II transcription regulatory region sequence-specific DNA binding
Source: RefSeq, a predicted model, not a curated record
UGAACGCAUAACACUCUGCUAUGUCGAGGAGCGCCGCUUAUCCGCUAAACCCACGGCGUCGCGCGGCGCCCGCAGCAGGAGCCACGCGCCGCAGCAGCUCGGAAGAUUGGCGCUCGAACAGCUUGGCGCGAUAAACGGUGCGCGCGGCUCACUGUUGCGCUUCCCCGCGCGCGCGCGCGCGAGCCGGAACAGCUGCUCCGCAGGUCGAGUCAUUGCGCUGCGAUACUGUCCGCCUCUCUUCACUUCAGCUGUUUAAAACUGCUUCUGAGCGUGAAAUGUGGUAACAUCUAUUUACUUGCAGGGAAGGAAACGCCAGCAAGCGCAUAAAAUUACUGUCGACCAGGUGUGUGGUUGGAAACGUUUGGCUCAAGAAAAUGCACUUGCCUGAACGUCAGUAAAAAAUGAUGGCUGAACACACUUCAGAAGAACAGUUUUCACUGGGGGGCAGAACAGUGAACCAUGAAAGGUGUCUGGAUGGUGCUGGUCAUCUGGCCCCAGAGGGAAUCCCUUUCUUGGAUGCAGAUUCUGUGGUAGGAGAUUCUCCUCCAUCUAUAGGGGAAGAGAGCGACUCGUCCUUUGUGGAUUCCUGCAGCGUGUCCAACAGUUCAGACACAGAGGAUUCAUCUGUCUGGAAAGUCUCCAAAAAGGUCAGUGAAAUGCUUUCAGGGAGCAAGAAUUCAUUUCCCGUGUCCCACAGUAAACAUUGCACGCGGAUCUCUGCCCCAGUCAUACUGGAACAAGAAGCCAUUUGUGGCAGCAAGGAGACCAGCUCUGGUUGUUGGACCCAGGGGCCACCUAAAUCACCACAGGCAGCUGCAGCAGCGAGCUCCAGGGAGCAGGAAGUGCCAGUGGCUCUGGUGGUGAUGAAGAAGCAGGGCACGGACGGUGAUGCUGGGGACAGGCCGUACAAAUGUGAGCAAUGCGGAUGGGCUUUCAAGAAGGCCAGCAACUUGCGGAGUCACGAGGAGACACACCGGGGCCUGAAGUCUCACGUGUGCGAACUCUGCGGCAAGGCCUACUCCCAUCAGGGCACCCUACAGCAGCACAGGCGCCUGCACACCGGUGAACGUCCGUAUUCCUGCCCCUUCUGCGCCCGAACCUACAUCUGGUCCUCCGACUUUCGCAAGCACAUCCGCACACACACGGGCGAGAAGCCAUACGCGUGCGCUACAUGCGGCAAAGCUUUUGUCCGCUCUUCGGACCUGCGCAAGCAUGAGCGCAACAUCCACGCUAAUGACAAGCCGCUGCCAUGCCCGCAGUGUGGCAAGACCUUCAACAAGCCGCUCUCGUUGCUGCGCCACCAGCGCACUCACCUGGGCGAGAGGCCCUUCCGCUGCCCCGACUGCGGGAAGGCUUUCGCCGUGGCCAGCCGAAUGGUGGAGCACCACAAGGUCCACAUGGGCGUGCGGCCCUACAUCUGCCCCGUGUGCCUCAAGGCCUUCACCAAAUCUUCCAACCUGGCUGAGCACCAGACCUUGCACACUGGCCAGAGGCCUUUCAAGUGUCCCGACUGCGGCGUCGCCUUCGCCUUGCCAUCGCGCCUGGCUCGGCACCGCCGCGUCCACACUGCGCAUUGACCCGACUGCUUGAAGUGCAGCCCAAGCCCGUGUUAACCUGAGAGUUCGCUGGAUGAUGUCAUGUCUGGUGGCGUGUCCUGCAGCCAACAUUUCCACUACACGUCUAAACUGGACCAGCAUCCUCGAGACCUCCUCAAAGAGACAAUCUGCUCUGGGAGGAGUUGUCUUCGCAGAUCUCUCCUUUGACCGCACAUGGCAGCCUGGAAAUGUUUAUCAGCAUGAAUGCAUAGCAGUUUUGUUUUCUGCUUUAAAAAAAAGAGAAACAGUAGGAGUAUUAACAGCAUAAUUACAGUGCUCUUGUAACAACUUUUAAUGGAAUUGCACUAGUUUACCUGGGGCAGCAGGUAGUGUAGCAUUUAAGCACCCAGGCAUUGCUGGUUUGAGCAAUGCUCCCUACUGCUGCUGUAGAACCCUUGAGCAAGGUACUUACCCUGGAAAAAACCUAGUUGUAUGAAUGAAUCUAAUAUUGUAACUCUUUUUGCAUAAAAUCAAGUAAGCAACAAACAAAUCAAUUAACUCAUGGCACUGCAAUAGCCAGUAACUUGACAUCCACAGACUGAGACUUAGCCUCCCGUGUGGGGAUUGUCUAGGACUAGUGUGACACAGCACAGCUGCAGUAGUUUACAACCUACAAUCAAAUUUUAUUUUCAACAUUAUUCAGCAGUUGCAGUGCAAUUUGCAAUACUUUCCUGUUUUCCAUGGGAUUAAUAAAAUAAAUGUUAAAGAAAAAUGGUAAAAUGCAAAUAUUUUAUGAAUUUCAGUGAAGUGGACUUUUGUAAAGUUCUGUGUUCAUAACACCACUAAAAAAAAAAUCAUGUCAGUAUGUUUUUCCUGGCGGAUUAAAUUAUGAUUCCUUGCAUUAGAUUUUUUUCUUGAUAAAGGACAUUUACCUCAGUGCACACCAAUCUUUAAAGUGUCAUCACAUGCAGAUCUUGGACUGAGAGGGCGGGAGAGAAGAUGUACUGAUGUCAGAAUAAAUGCAAAGUAAAUGGUGUACACACAGGUACAUUAAAUGGAUAAGCAUUUACAAAAACAACAUAAAUUCAAAGCCAGAUUUCAUUCCCUAAAUUGAGGACCACAAACACUAGAAACUAAUGAAUAGAAGGUAGUCACAAAAAAUGCCAGAAUUCUCAUCCACCACCCAGAGUUAGAUGUUACAUACAAUUAAAGGUCCUAUUAAAUGCUGUACUAUAAUUCUAUAGCUUAGAAUGCAGUGCAUCCAGUGAUAGGAACAUUUUGACAUUCUAAUAAUUUCACAGUAUAUCUUUCGAAUUUUAAACCAUUUAAAGUUCCAGGGCUUUUCUAGACUGGAUUCAUCUCCUGUCUGUCAAACAGACAGGAUCAUUUUAGGCUUGUUUGCCACUGUGCAGUAAUAAAUUACUGAAAUGCUAAAUUUCUGGAUAAGGUGGCAAACGCAUUAGCAAUCAAAAUACAAGCUACUGACAGUCUUUGCAGGCUGGUUAACAAAAAUGCACAUAAAACAGAAACUGACGUAUAGAGGAAUUUUUUUAUUUAUAGUAUAAUUAUAUAGUAUUACAGAAAACGUACACAAAAAAACUAGCGUUUCGAUGAGGAGCAGUUUUAAAUAUCAAUGUAUACAAUAGUACUUGAUUUAACAGUGUUGUUGUAAAAGAUUUCCUUCCAGGACUUGUACUGCUUGGGCUCAAAUUUCUGCUCAGUGCAGAGAAUCUAAUUCUGCAAUCACUUUCUGACCUAGGGUGAUGGCGGAUGCUUGGCCAGCUCAGAGAACAUUUCCAGACCUGGGAUGUUGCACUGAACUUAAAGCUGGUAACAAAAAAUGCUCUUCAAAGAAGAAAGGAGGGUCAGAUGAAGAGACCCCCAUUUAGAGCCUCCACUCUACCAUACCUGCUGUACUUUAGUGCCUGACGUGGUCCUGUUGUCCAGCUACAUUCAUCCAAAUAUACGUUUAUGUUACAUUUUAUUCGUUUAGCUGACACUUUUCUCCAGAGCAACUUAUAAUAUUAA